CUGCACGGUGCCGAGCCCGGGGCGCGGUCCGGGUUGCUGGGGCGGCGCGUAAGAUGCCUCGAAUGGAGGAGUGUCUGAGAAGCGUCUCUGGGCCAGUGGCUUUCAAAGGAAGCGCAAAGCAGAGACUAUUUACAGCCCUGGACAUCGCAUCCUGAGGGCUACAGGACAGAACAUGGCCAUGAAUUUAGAUGACGACGUUCCCCUUAUCCUGACCUUGGACGAGGGUGGCAGUGCCCCACUGGCUCCCUCCGAUGGCCUGGGCCAAGAGGAGCUGCCUAACAGAAAUGGAGGCAGCUGUGCCGCCCACGACUCCCAGGCCCUUAGCCUGAGCUCUGAGGGCGAGAGUUUCCCCUCGAGCCCCACUGGACACAACUGGGAGAUGAAUUAUCAAGAGGCAGCGAUCUACCUCCAGGAAGGUGAGAAUAAUGACAAGUUCUUCACCCACCCCAAGAACGCCAAAGCGCUGGCGGCCUACCUCUUCGCACACAAUCACCUCUUCUACCUGAUGGAGCUGUCCACGGCCCUGCUCCUGCUGCUGCUGUCCCUGUGCGAGGCGCCCGCCGUCCCCGCGCUCCGGCUCGGCAUUUACGUCCAUGCGACCCUGGAGCUGUUUGCCCUGAUGGUAGUCUUCUUUGAACUCUGCAUGAAGCUGCGGUGGCUGGGCCUCCACACGUUCAUCCGGCACAAGCGGACCAUGGUCAAGACCUCCGUGCUGGUGGUGCAGUUCAUCGAGGCCAUCGUGGUGCUGGUACGGCAGAUGUCCCACAUGCGCGUGACCCGGGCUCUGCGCUGCAUUUUUCUGGUGGACUGUCGGUACUGCGGUGGCGUCCGGCGCAACCUUCGGCAGAUCUUCCAGUCCCUGCCACCCUUCAUGGACAUCCUCCUGCUGCUGCUGUUCUUCAUGAUCAUUUUCGCCAUCCUUGGUUUCUACUUGUUUUCCCCUAAUCCUUCAGACCCCUACUUCAGCACCCUGGAGAGCAGCAUCGUCAGUCUGUUCGUCCUUCUGACCACAGCCAACUUCCCGGACGUGAUGAUGCCGUCCUACUCCCGGAACCCCUGGUCCUGCGUCUUCUUCAUCGUGUACCUCUCCAUCGAGCUGUACUUCAUCAUGAACCUGCUUCUGGCCGUGGUGUUCGACACCUUCAAUGACAUCGAGAAACGCAAGUUCAAGUCUUUGCUGCUGCAUAAGCGGACCGCCAUCCAGCACGCAUACCGCCUGCUCAUCAGCGAGCGGAGGCCCGCCGGCAUCUCCUACAGGCAGUUUGAAGGCCUGAUGCGCUUCUACAAGCCCCGGAUGAAUGCUGGGGAGCGCUACCUUACUUUCAAGGCCCUGAAUCAGAGCAACACGCCUCUGCUCAGCCUGAAGGACUUUUAUGAUAUCUACGAAGUCACCGCCUUAAAGUGGAAGGCAAAGAAAAAUCGAGAACAUUGGUUCGAUGAACUUCCCAGGACAGCGUUCCUCAUCUUCAAAGGAAUUAAUAUCCUCGUGAAGUCCAAAGCCUUCCAGUAUUUCAUGUACUUGGUGGUGGCGGUCAAUGGGGUCUGGGUCCUCGUGGAGACGUUCAUGCUGAAAGGCGGGAACUUCUUCUCCAAGCACGUGCCCUGGAGUUCCCUCGUCUUUCUCACCAUCUACGGGGUGGAGCUGUUCCUAAAGGUCGCCGGCCUGGGCCCCGUGGAAUACCUGUCCUCCGGCUGGAACCUGUUCGACUUCUCCGUCACAGCAUUCGCCUUCCUGGGACUGCUGGCUCUGGCCUUCAACAUGGAGCCCUUCUACUUCAUAGUGGUCCUGCGUCCUCUCCAGCUGCUGAGGCUGUUCAAACUGAAAAAGCGUUACCGCAACGUGCUGGACACCAUGUUUGAGCUGCUGCCCCGGAUGGCCAGCCUGGGCCUCACGCUGCUCAUCUUCUACUACUCCUUCGCCAUUGUGGGCAUGGAGUUCUUCUGCGGGAUCCUGUACCCCAACUGCUGCAAUACAAGCACAGUGGCAGAUGCCUACCGCUGGCUCAAUCACACCGUGGGCAACAGGACCGUGGUGGAGGACGGCUACUAUUAUCUCAAUAAUUUUGACAACAUCCUGAACAGCUUUGUGACCUUGUUUGAGCUCACAGUUGUCAACAACUGGUACAUCAUCAUGGAAGGUGUCACCUCCCAGACCUCCCACUGGAGCCGCCUGUACUUCAUGACCUUUUAUAUCGUGACCAUGGUGGUGAUGACCAUCAUCGUCGCCUUCAUCCUCGAGGCCUUUGUCUUCCGAAUGAACUUCAGUCGCAAGAAUCAGGACUCAGAAGGUCUGUGCAGGGAGCAGGAGCAUUGGCUGUCCAGCGUUGACGGUGGCAUCGUCGUCGAGAAGGAAAUCUCCAAGGAUGAGCUGCUCGCUGUCCUCAAGCUGUACCGAGAAACGCAGGGAGCGGCCUCGGAUGUCUCCCGGCUGCUCAAGAUCCUCUCCCAGAUGGAGAGAAACGAGCAAACCACCGUGGUGUUUCUGGGACGGAGAUCGAGGACCAAAAGCGACCUGAGCCUGAAGAUGUACCAAGAGGAGAUUCAGGAGUGGUAUGAGGAACACGCCCGCAAGCAGGAGGAGCAGCUCCACGACAGCGACGGCCACCUCCCCGCCUCCCAGCAGCCCCUGGGCAGCCGCCAGCGCUCCCAGACCAUCACCUAACCCAGCUCGCGAAAGCCAUCUCUUCUAUGCAAUAACACAAUAGUAUUAUUUUCCUACGAUGUAUCGAAAUAAUAUGUGUGUAUAUACAUAUGCACAUAUUCAUAUAUAUGCACAUAUUUAUAUGGAGACAAAGGAGAAGACAGACAAGAUGGGGUUCGGUUUGUAACCACCUUGCCCCAUUUUCCGGGACCAUGGAAGUCAGUGUGCUCUGGGGGGCAGUCGGGCCCCUAGGAGCUCUUCCUAACAAAGCUCCGGAGGGAUCUCCCCAGGCCACACCCACACGCAGAGGGGCUCUCGAGAGGCUAACUUCCCCCAGGGCCCCGUCAGGGUUUCUGUCUCUUGCUUUAGGGACAAAACCACUUAUGAAGAAAAGAACCCACGUCCUCGGGGUUCAUGUUUCGUUAUAGGGUAAUGUAAUAGGGUGGUGCUUUGGGGGACCUGUGCCUGGGAACUGAAAGAGGCCUACAGGGUGAGAUUGUACCAGGUGGUCAGGUCUCAGCCCGUGUCAUGUCCUGGCUCUGUGAGCCCUCUGUCCCACAUCCCUUUCGGUUUGGUUUCUACUCUCGUUGCUGAAAAUCCUAACGUGGCCUGGUGUGGACCCCAGGCCCAGCACAGGGAGGAAAGCCAGUGAGAGGCCAGCCGACAGCUGCCGCCCCGGGCCCAUUCCUGCAACGGGCUUUCUCCACUAAGUCCCUUCUGCUUGCGAUUGUCCUGUCCAGGCAAAAAGACAUGCUGGUUAAUUCAGGAUUCUGCUGGAGACGACACUGAUCCUUCACAUGUGUGCAUUAGGUUCCGCUGCUGGGACCCAAGUGAAGAGCCGAUGCCCCACAGGCCUGUGGCCGAACCCCAGGGUCUCACUGGGUGGGGUGGUUGGUACAGAAGCAGGUUCGAGGGAACCCACAGUUCCCCUGGUAGCAUGGGGAGUUCUCCGAGAUCAGUGUGAUCAGGG
This is a messenger RNA of Miniopterus natalensis, 3611 nucleotides long. The record is from RefSeq and is a predicted model, not a curated record. NCBI's taxonomy places the organism in Eukaryota, Metazoa, Chordata, Mammalia, Chiroptera, Miniopteridae.